Molecule: messenger RNA, 1230 nt
Organism: Plasmopara halstedii
Lineage: Eukaryota; Oomycota; Peronosporomycetes; Peronosporales; Peronosporaceae
Exons: 2
Coding region: 1-1230 (409 amino acids)
Source: RefSeq, a predicted model, not a curated record
AUGGCGUAUUGGGAUGCACUCGCCGAUGAUCUGUCGCGCACGUUCGUUAGCAUCGAGACCGACUUGCGAUUUCGGACUACAUUACUAAGACAACAAUGCGAGAGGCUCCAAAGUAUUUGCAAUUAUAUUCAAGAGUUGGAUACCGCACACUGUGAGGAAAAAGCAUUGCGACAAACCGAGAUGGUGGCUGUGGAGCAGUCGAUUCAAGACGCUAUUCAGCGUGCGCGUCAAAUUCGAACGGAACAUGCGGCUAAUGGCGACAGCAGCAACGAAAAAAGGAAAGCGGAAUCACACUCCAGAGAGCAAUUACAGAACAUUUUGGCGAUUGCAAAGGCAACUCAAUCGGUCCAGCGGAUAAGGCAGCUACCGGAGACCCGGCCGAGAGCUCGACUGAUAUAUCCACGCGAGUUGAAAGCUUUAGAAAAACAGCUGCAUGAUCUCCAAGAAAAGGAGCGCGAAUCAUCGAUGCGAUUUGCAUUUUGCUGUAAGAUGAACGAAUACUUGUCGUUGAGUCCUGCAAGACGACAAUUUGUCGUGAACCAAAAGCACAAGCUUGGGCGUCAUGAAAUACCAGUUGCUCGUAUUCAAACAUCGUUUCCUUGUCAGAUGGCAAGCCUUCAGCACGCAUAUCAAAAAUUGCAUGAAUUUGUGCUCACGAAGGUCAAGUUGGAGUCGCUCCAAUUUGAGCAGAUAGCUAAAGCACCUACAUUAUCGUCGGUGAUUCCGAUCUACUGCCGGGUGAAGCAGGCAAAAAGAAUAUUACGGCUACUUGAUAGUGAGACAAAAGCAUUAUCGAUGCGUUUACCCGACUCAGCACCACAACUAUCCGAAUCUACAAUACAUCAUCGAGAUACAAUUCUUGCUAAAAUUCGCAAAAAAACUUCGCGAGUAAACGCUGGGGGUAUUGACAAUCAAGCGCUAGUAGAUGCAGCUUCGCAUCGAUGGAUUGACAAACAGCUUUUAGAGAAAUUGCAAGGCGUGUGGAAUACAGAUAAAUCAGCGCAAGUCAAAGCUCUUCACCCUCACGAUUUGUAUCCAACUGCCGUGAGUGAGAUUGUCUUGACAAAGCUCUUAAACUCUCUUCUGGAAUCAAUAAGGACAUGCUCUACGGACACUACGGAGCCACGAAAUGCGUCGCAAGUGGAAGGUCUUAUGCGCCUCGUUCGACUUGUCGACUCAAUUGCACUUUCGGGGGGGCGAACUUACCGUAGCAUCGUCGCUUCACAUUAA